CCGCUCCUGUGUUCUGUCUACUGUCACCAUAGUUUUGGUUUCCACAAAACAUAUUGAGGACGCUGACCUUGUAGAUUGAUGUCGAAGUCAAGUUUUAGACUAUUGGAGCGCAACGUUUCCAUCAUCUCGAGAACAAUUCUCAGAGUAAACUGUAACGUAAAUGGCUGCUGUUGAUUCGGGAGUCGAAACAGAAAGUGAGAGCUUCAAUGAAGAUAGUAGCAACAGUUUACCAUCAACUCCCAAAGUCGAAGACGAAGGCUUACACGGAGUUAAACAGAAGGUUCAUCUGUCGAAACCGGUGGGCCAGCCGUUCAGUGUAGAACCCCCAGCAGGCCUUUCAUUUGAAAAUCUCAGACCAUGUUUAAAUUUUGGACAAGGAUACGAAGCCCAGAUGUUGGGCCAAAACUACCCCAAUCCUGUCGCUUUGCCUUCAUUCAACUGUAAAAUGAGAGCCACCCGUGGCGUCAGGGUGGUUCGUUUCUAUCAACAGAACAAUGCCAGAAGCUGGAGCAAGUGGAAACUUUACUUGGGUGAGAGAAAGCUUCGUCUUGCUGCCAACACAAAUGAUUUAGAUCGGCUAAAGUCUUUGCUGGAUUCUGGGAUAGAUCCCAAAUCUUGUGAUGAAUUUCUUCGAACUGCUUUACAUUUAGCUGCCUCCAAAGGUUAUACAGAAGUAGUAAGGUUAUUAUUACAUUAUGGUGCUGAUCCCAAUCAAAUUGAUUCACUUGGAAAUACACCUUUGCAUUUAGCUGUAUGCACAAAUCAUGUUAGCGUUGUGACACUGCUGCUCCGAUCAGGAGCCAAUUUGCGCCUUCUCGACCGAAUGGGGAGGAAUCCCUUACAAUUGGCCGAAUCGAAAUUAAAGCUUUUGCAAAAGAGGAAUAUCGGUGAAAAUUUUAUGCAAAUCCACUGUGAAGUGUUACAGGUGGUUGAAAUGUUAAAAACGUACCUCGAGAAAACCGGUCAAGACGACGAGGCCGAACUGAUGAAAUCUUUUUCGGAACGUCUAACGCUGAACAAUAACUCGGUCGGCAGUAACAACAAUAACAAUAGUAGUGACAUGGAAUCGAGUGUCAAAGAACUUCUUGCCAGCCUGACGGCGCUCAAUUUAAAGAAAGAAUCGGAUAAUUGAAACAAUGCCUUUCGGCGACAGUUAUUGUCCAGCAAUUGGUACGGUCUCCCUAGUUGUAAUCACCAAAUUCUCAUGACAAAACAAAUAUUGAUAAAAGUAUCUUAACCAUUUCCAAUAAACUUUCAAUGACGCAAUACUGAAACAAGUCCCCGUCUUUGUGACCUAAUUUUUCCCAUGAGAAUUUAUAAUUAGUUACAAAGAUCCAUGUAGUGAUGUCUAGACCAUGUCUAGAGUAAAAGAAGUGCCACUGCCUUAUGAAAGCAAAUGGCGAACGGAAGAUAAUCUCAAAUUUUUAUAUACAGAAAAAAAAGGUAAAUUAGUUUUAUCCCGCGUGAAUUUGUUUAAGCCGUCCCUGGUGAAUGAGCAAUACAUGAUUUUAACAAA
Molecule: messenger RNA, 1516 nt
Organism: Daphnia carinata
Lineage: Eukaryota; Metazoa; Arthropoda; Branchiopoda; Diplostraca; Daphniidae
Product: ankyrin repeat domain-containing protein 54-like
Exons: 6
Coding region: 161-1132 (323 amino acids)
Molecular function (GO): protein binding
Source: RefSeq, a predicted model, not a curated record